This is a messenger RNA of Plenodomus lingam JN3, 1281 nucleotides long. RefSeq lists its product as uncharacterized. The record is from RefSeq and is a predicted model, not a curated record. NCBI's taxonomy places the organism in Eukaryota, Fungi, Ascomycota, Dothideomycetes, Pleosporales, Leptosphaeriaceae.
AUGCUUUUCCCUGCCUUUGUAGCUGCGGCUGCAGCCAUUUCCACCGUUGCUGCCCAGGAUGUUACGGCUUCAGCAACAGACUGCACCACCCGCUUCGGAUACUAUCCUCUUCCCACGGGAACGGCUGGCGCAGCAGCCGUACCUACCUGGUAUAGGUAUAUCACUUCGACGCACCUUUUCAGCCUCUCCUCUACCGUGCACGACACUGUGACUGCCACACCGGAUGCCACUACGUUUGUCAACGUGUUGACGACCACAUCCACGGUCACGGAGACCACCACCUCGACUGAAGCUCCGGUCGUUGUCCCUACUCCCGCCGGAUUCAUCAAUCUGCUUGCCGUCAGCACCCCCGUGGUCACUGGCAGUGUAUCCCGCGUCAAGCGCGAGAUUGCCGGCCGUGAUAGUCACGAGCUGAGCCUGUUUAAGAGGCAGACGGCGCUCAACCACACGGGCGGUUACAUUGUCGACAGGACUGGCAAUGCCACCAGCUUGAACCGCAAGUUCAUCCUUCGCGUCGACUGCCGCGUCACCGUCAAUGUCAACCGCACUUCCAUCUCCAUUGUCACCGGCCUUCCCGAGACCGUCUUCCUCGCCCCUGGUACUGCCGUCUCGCUCUCGACAAGCACCAUUCGCAUCACGCAGACUGUGACGGAGAUUCAGCCGGCAGAGACCAUCUACCAGGCAUGCCAGGACAACAACAUUGUCAACUCCAUCACCGACCGCAAUGGCAACACGCUCAUCUUUGACCGUGUAACCUACCGUCCAGCCCAGGGCUUCCCCAUUGAGAACGAAUUAGUCGUCGACAAGACCUCUGGCCGCGACUGCUGCAUCGCUUGCCAAACCACCGCCAACUGCGCAGGUUCCUUCUUCGUCCCCUCGAUGCAGCAAUGCCACCUACGCCUCACGCAGCCCCCCUCUGCCGCCCCGCCCGCCCUACCCGCCCCCUCUGCUUCCGCCGGCCUCUUCCUCGCCAACGGCAGCUACCCAACCGCCUACGCCAGCGGCUCCGGCGCGCUCCUCGCGCCCAGCAGCGUCGUAGCCACACCGCUGCCCCUCUCGAGCGUCAGCGCCGUCGCGUUGCCUCUGCAGCACAGCAACAGCACCUGUUCUGCGGGCUCGUUGAGCUUGUAUCUCGGCACCAUUCAGGGCCAGGGAGACUUUCCGAUUGAGUUUGCGCUCGAGUUUAGCAAUGGGCCGUGUGGGCGGUUGAGUGUGUGGCCGAUUCCGGUGGAUGAGGCGUUGGAUAAUAGUUUGGAGUUUAGGGGGGCGAAGAUGAUUUAG